Molecule: messenger RNA, 4245 nt
Organism: Fulvia fulva
Lineage: Eukaryota; Fungi; Ascomycota; Dothideomycetes; Mycosphaerellales; Mycosphaerellaceae
Exons: 3
Coding region: 1-4245 (1414 amino acids)
Biological process (GO): neuropeptide signaling pathway; protein phosphorylation
Molecular function (GO): ATP binding; protein kinase activity
Source: RefSeq, a predicted model, not a curated record
AUGGCACCAAAAAGACUCUCGCGAGAGGGCCUCCCCACUCGAACAAGAAACAAAAGUGAGACCGACGAUGCAAGAGAACGACUCCAAGAGGAUCUCGGGACCUCCUGGGUCUCAGGCCCCAAUAUUGGCUCUGGUGCUUUCGCCCAGGACUGCUGCCUCUACCUGAAGCAAAAUCGCAAAGGCCGCAUCAUCGAUCGCUUCGUUUUCAAGAACUCCGACGUCGAGGAGAGCAUGUGGCCAUAUUGGGAGCAAAAAUCUGGAGCCACCAAGACUGUUCCUAACGAAAUUCUCGCUAUGCGCCGUCUCAACGAUCUAGAGGGCGCCAAAGAGACCGUUGUGAGGCUGAGGAAUUGGCGGAUAGUCGAGAUCGUGCGACCUAAGCUUCGACGAAACAAACAUCGAAUGCAUCUAUAUCUCGAGUUCUGCCCCUUUGGUACGGUACAGAGCGUUGCGAAAGCGCAUAAGCAAUGGCGUGAGAACCAUGGCCUUGCACGCGAUAGGGAUACAUACAUCCCCGAGCCAUGGCUCUGGACCCUCUUGGAGUCCCUCGCCACCGCAGGGCUCCUAAUGCAACAAGGCUCCCUUGACGCUGAGUCGGAUUCGGAGUGGGACCUCAUCGUCCACAAAGACAUCACAUCCCACAACGUCCUCCUCGGCUGCAAGAGCUCCAAUACGUUCCGAGGCUAUCCAGGCGUCCCCAAACUGGCGGAUUUCGGCAAAGCGCUAGUCCUACGCCAUGGUGAUGAUCAUAUCACGACGAGCCGCAACCCCCAGCAGGAGGGCAGCGACGAGAAGUAUGUCAAUACCGAUGCGCCGGAGGAGCAUAAGGAUAAGCUCGAGGGGCAGCAGGACCCGGAUAGAUUCCAGAGGUACUCCGGGCAAGUGAAUGUUUGGGCGGUGGGGCAUUUGAUGUGGGCUCUGAUAUCGGGGGAGGAUCAGCAUGAUUGCGAUUACACAGAGGAUGAGGCGCAGAAGCCGAGGGAUUUCGACGAGGAGAUUGCGGGAGAGUAUAGCGAGACGCUCCUCGACUUGGUCUAUCAAUGUCUGGAGUACCUCCCCGAGAACAGACCCACUUUCACCCAAAUCCUCGAACACAUCCGAGCCAGCGACGACGACGACGAGCCUAAAGCUAAUGUUUUCCAUGACCUUCGUAACGCUGGAAAGGACCAGUUCCUGUGGAAGAGGUAUGGACUUAAUGUCGAUGGGAAAGAGCGGUAUGCGUUGCGGAGUAUGCUUAAGACGGAGGCGGCUGGUGAUGUGGAUUUUCCAGGUACGCCUCCUUCGCCGCUGAGGAAGGAGGGGAAGCCACAAGGUUCGGAAACUUAUACACCCACUUCGAGCGACAGGGCGCGCGAGGAGGAGAGCGAGAGUGAGGAGGAGGAGGAGAGUGAGGGAUCGGAGGAACAUUGGAUGCUUGGGAGGGGGGAGGAUUAUGGGAAGGCUGGGAAGAGGGGAAGGGAGGAUGGUGAGAACGAGGAGGACGAGGAGGAAGAGAAGCAGGAAAGGGAGACGCCGAGGAAGAAGUUGAAAACUCUGCCAAAUGAUGAGGAGGAAUCUGAUGUUGUGCCUGGUGGUGAUGAGGAGAUCGACGUCUCGAGUCUUACCGGUGUUAAGAAUGGGCAAGAGUCUGCUGACGAGGGCGAUAAUGAGCGAAGCUCUCAGCAGCGGGCGAGUGAGGGGGAAGAUGAGAGCGAAGAUCUUCCAGAGCAAACCGACGAUGGGCAGGGCGAAGAUGAAGACUCUCAGAAGCAGACGAAUGAGGACGAUGGACUUGCAGAUUCUCAAGAACAGACGACAGACGGAGAGGACGAGGAUCAAGGUUCCCAGAAGCCGACGAAGGACGAUGAGGAUCAGAAUGAAGAUACAUCAAGAAAAUUGAAUCGGGAAGAUGGGGGUGACGAUGCGGAAAAAGAUUCGGACAGUGAGGAACGCGGAAAGCCUCGAGAAGAAUCAAGCAGUGAGGAUGACGAAGAGGAUGAGGACAACAAUGACGACGGGGCCGGACCUGAUGCUCCUCCUGGACAGCCAAACUUGCGGGAUCCAGAUGCAGAUGAAGACGAAGAUGACGGCAAAGCUCAUCCCGAGCAGCUGGACGAUACUGGCGGUGAAGGCAAUGGCGAGCCGCAAGAUGGGGUGGACCGUGCUACCUCUGAAGAGCCAGCUGGCAAUGACGAUAAUUAUGCUGCCUCAGUGCCUGCAGUGCCAGCAGCGGUGCCGUACGACGAAGCCGAUGCGAAACAAGCAUGGUGGGACCUCGAAAUGGAGACCUAUCGGGCACGUAAAGGCCGCAAGGGCGGACCGCCGACGGCGAAGACACCAAAAGCAUGGCUGAACAUAUCAGAAGAUGAUCGGCCUGCGAUGUUCACUGCUAUACAGAAUUGGCGAGCCAGCGUCGCAGCCUUUGAAGCAGCUCUAGAACCUGUCGGCCCUCCUGCUGCUGACGAUGUGACGGCUGUUGAUGGUUACAUUUCUGGCCAACAGGAGAAGAUAUCUCUCCUGGACGCAGUCCUUACCAAUGUUGGAGCUUUGAUAACGGCCCGAGGUGGCCACGCCGAACCUGAACACACUGUCGCCUACUUGACAAGACUUCGGGCAGAGCGGCAAGCGGACAGGGAUACUCGUCAAAUCUUACUGGAUGGAGUUGAACAAGCCCAGCAAGACUUGCCAGAUGCUGACGAUGAAGACGACGAUGCCGCGCGAGUGGACUGGGAAGAGCAAGAUCGCAACGCGAGAAACGAGCAAGCGGUCGAAGACGAUGAAGAGCAACUUAAGAGGGCAAGACUCUUGCGCGCAGAAUUGGAUCUAUCGAAAGGCUGGAUCGGUGGCCCAGUCCUCGGCGAAGGCAAAUUCGGCAAGGUAACAGCUUCCUUCAGGCAAGACUCCAACGGCAGCAUUGUGGAUCGCGUAGCUAUCAAAGAUACCGACACUGCAAGCACCCACCAGACUGAGAAUAUGGACGUGGAAGUGGUGGCCAUGUACCGACUGCGAGCGCUGAAAGGCAGCUCAUCUGUGGUCGCAAUUCGCAACUAUCGCCCCGACAAUGAUGGCAAGCGUGUUCGCAUCUUCAUGGAGUAUUGUCCCUAUGGUACUCUAUGGUCGUUGAUCAAGCGCUAUUGUCAACACAAUAGGGUCAAACCGCGAGAUGAGCCAACAGCAUAUCUGCCCGAAGCUUUCGUGUGGGCGGUAUUCGAGAGUCUCGCGCAAGCUGGCAUGCUCAUGGAGACAGGAGAUCUGGAGUCUGACAACCCGCUAUCCAGGAACUGGGAGCUUAUAGUUCAUCGCGACUUCAAGGCCAUCAAUAUUAUGCUCGGCAACGCCUCACAGGAUGCUUUCCGUGGUUAUCCACAAGCUAAAGUUGGCGAUUUCGGUGCGGCCUUGACGUUUUCCGAGCAGCCUGCUCCACUGGGUACCAUGACGGUCGAUGUCGGUAGCUACGACAAGCGCUCCGCGCUCGAAGAGAUGCGAAAACGAUACACAAACCCUUCCCAACACUCAGCACCAGAAGAGCGAAACCCAAAACUGGAAGGCGCAAAGACUCCCCCUGCCUUCUCAUCUGCGACGAACGUCUGGGGCGUGGGCAUGCAGAUCUGGGGCUUGAUAAAGAAGUGUCGCGGCGAUGAUGACUUUCUUGAAGAUGACGAGUGGAGUCGACCACGCGGGCCGAGAGCAUUCACGCCACAGCAGGUGCAGUACUAUAGUCCGCAUUUGCUGAAGCUGGUAAGGCAGUGUGUGGAGUAUUUACCAGAGGAGCGCAUCUCGUUCAGAGAUCUGUUGAAGCAGAUUCGGAAGCGACGGAGUGAUGAGAGGAAGACUACUGCGGACGAGUUGCGGCAUGCACGGGCUGGGAAUGCGUUGUGGGGCAAGCAUAGCUUGCUGCUGGAGAGGGAGAGGUAUGCCUUGGGUCUCAGCUUGGCGACAGAGGCUGAGAAUGAUGAGAAGUGGCCGAAGGACGACACUUUCCCUCUGCCGCCGAAGCCGGAGCCAAAGCCAAAGCGGAACGAUGGAGAGAGUGAUUCAAGCGAUUCCGAUAGCAGUGAUGAUCUUGGUGGUCCCCAGGGCGCGGUCGCGAAUCUCCCACCGAAGACGCCAACAGUAGACAAGCCGUCGGGUGGACAAGUUGCUCGCGGCUCUGUGGGUAACUCACAGCCGUCUUCUGGAUCUGGUGGAAAGAGGAAGGCAGGCGAUGAGCUUGACGAGAGUGACGGACCUCGAACAGCUCGAAAGGCGUCCGAUGGCGAGCGAUAA